Diaporthe amygdali is the source of this 300-nucleotide messenger RNA. RefSeq lists its product as uncharacterized. The coding region runs from base 1 to 300 and encodes 99 amino acids. The record is from RefSeq and is a predicted model, not a curated record. Lineage: Eukaryota; Fungi; Ascomycota; Sordariomycetes; Diaporthales; Diaporthaceae. The transcript has a single exon.
AUGACGCGAGGCCAGGCGAAGAGGAGGCAGGACGAGACGAGCCGAGACGAGACUGGCAGGGACACAGAAUGCACGGCCGCCGUCGUAGUCAGUUUGAUGUCGCCGGGUGAACUGGGACCUUUGGACCUUUUGGACCUUGAGCCUUGGACCUGGGAGGGCUUAUCUCGAGGGGAGGGCGGGUGGAAGAGGAAAUGGAGGUUUCGCACUGGGGCGAUAUUUGGGCCUGUACUCGAAUUUUCGAACGAGGACGGAGAGCUGCCACGCUUCCACGGCAGUCCCCCAAAAGAAAUAUGGGGCUGA